Messenger RNA from Diaporthe amygdali, 1689 nucleotides. RefSeq lists its product as uncharacterized. The coding region runs from base 1 to 1689 and encodes 562 amino acids. NCBI's taxonomy places the organism in Eukaryota, Fungi, Ascomycota, Sordariomycetes, Diaporthales, Diaporthaceae. Gene Ontology annotation, molecular function: magnesium ion binding; flavin adenine dinucleotide binding; acetolactate synthase activity. Gene Ontology annotation, cellular component: acetolactate synthase complex. The record is from RefSeq and is a predicted model, not a curated record. Gene Ontology annotation, biological process: butanediol metabolic process; L-valine biosynthetic process. The transcript has 3 exons.
AUGGCUUCAGGCACGGAAACAGUGGAUAUCGUGAUCCAGUCGCUGAUCAAUGCCGGCGUCAAGUACGUCUUUGGUGUUCCUGGGGCAAAGAUUGACUCCGUGUUCAACGCCCUCGUCGACCAGCCCGAGAUUAAGCUCAUCGUCUGCCGCCACGAGCAGAAUGCAGCUUUUAUCGCCGGCGCCAUUGGCAAAAUCACGGGAAAGCCAGGAGUAUGCAUCGCCACCUCGGGCCCCGGCACGAGCAACUUGGUCACGGGCUUGGUGACGGCCAACGACGAGGGAGCACCUGUUGUCGCCAUCGUGGGCAGCGUCAAGCGGGUUCAGGCUGCUAAGCGCACGCACCAGAGCCUUCAAGCCGUUGCCCUGCUCAGGCCAGUCACCAAGAAGGUCACCGCCGCGGUGGUGGAAGACCAAGUAUCAGAGAUCAUGCUGGAUGCAUUCCGGGUUGCCUCGGCGAGCCCACAGGGAGCUACGGUUGUGAGCUUGCCUAUCGACGUUAUGACGGCGGGCCACAAGUCUUCGAUCCCGGCUGCCCCUCCUCACGCAUUCGAUCCUCCUGAUUACGGGCCGUCGUCCCAGAAAUCCCUCGCCGAAGCUGUCAAGCUCAUCGAGGCGGCCAAAUUCCCUGUCCUGUUUCUUGGGAUGCGAGCUGCAGACCCCAAGGUGAUAGCGGCCGUACAUGGAUUCCUGCGCAAGCACCCGAUCCCUGUUGUGGAGACGUUCCAAGCUGCAGGAGCUAUAUCUCAGGAGUUGGUCCAUCUCUUCUACGGCCGCGUUGGCUUGUUCCGCAACCAACCAGGAGACAAGAUGAUGUCCCACUCGGACCUGGUCAUCACCGUUGGCUACGACCAGGCUGAGUACGACGCCGAUGGAUGGAACAGCUCGGGGAGGCUGCCCAUUAUACAUAUGGACACAGCUCAGGCAGCCAUGAGCCUCUCUUACAGCCCCAAGCUGGAGCUGAUAGGGUCAAUGACGGACAACAUCACCGCACUAACGGACAGCCUCACGAAAGUAGCCCGCCCACAGGAGACGGAAACAGGCAAAUCCAUAUACGAGACCUUCCACGAGUGGGAAAAGAGCAAAAAAGCCCUGGGGAGCAUCAACAAGACCGGCCCUGUGCAUCCGCUUCACUUCAUCCGGCUGCUGCAGGGCAUGAUCUCCCCGCAGACGACCGUCAUCUCCGACGUCGGGUCGCACUACAUCUGGCUUAGCAGAUUCUUUUACUCAUACAACCCCAAGACCUUCCUUGUCUCAAACGCCCAGCAAACGUUGGGAGUUGCCCUACCAUGGGCCAUCGGCGCAUCGCUUGUCCACGGUCCGUCGCAGAAGGUCGUCAGCGUCUCGGGCGACGGCGGCUUCCUGUACAGUGGGCAAGAGCUGGUCACGGCUGUGCAGCAGGGCUGCAAUAUCACGCAUUUUAUCUGGAAUGAUGGAAAGUACAACAUGGUCGAGUUCCAAGAGGUCGAUAAAUACGGCCGUAGCGCGGGCGUUGAUCUCGGCGGUGUGGAUUUCGUCAAGUAUGCGGAGGCAUUUGGCGCAAAGGGGUUAAGAGCGACGAGCUCGACGGAACUCGAAGCGGUCAUGAAGGAGGCACUGGCUUACGAGGGUGUCUGUGUCGUGGAUGUGGUGAUUGACUAUACGGAUAAUCAUGACUUGAUGAGCCAUGUUAUCCCGGACACAAUCUCGUAA